Messenger RNA from Lineus longissimus, 1805 nucleotides. Its product is annotated as 4-galactosyl-N-acetylglucosaminide 3-alpha-L-fucosyltransferase 9-like. Gene Ontology annotation, molecular function: fucosyltransferase activity. NCBI's taxonomy places the organism in Eukaryota, Metazoa, Nemertea, Pilidiophora, Heteronemertea, Lineidae. The transcript is spliced from 3 exons. Bases 299 to 1792 code for a protein of 497 amino acids. The record is from RefSeq and is a predicted model, not a curated record. Gene Ontology annotation, cellular component: membrane.
GCUAUCGGCAAAGUGCGUAAUGCUCCCCACCGCCUGAUUAACUCUGCUUUUGGAGAUUGCCCUAAGCUAAGCGCACUGCUGCGUUGAUCGGCCGAGAUGGUAAUUAGUGCGCAUGCGCAAGUUCGAGGUCGGGGAUUUCUGGUAGCAUUUCCCUGUUUGCGACGACGUGUUUCGGGAGGGACAAAGAGACUCGUCAUCCGCAACCUGGAGAUGAUAUAUUUAUGACGACAGUCACAACCAGCAAGACGAAGACAGUUACACAUCGAAGACUGCCGUACAAUGCGACUGGGCUUCCGAGAUGCGACGACUGCAUGUUAUGAAAUGGUGUCUCUUAGCAGUGGCUGUGCUCGUGCUAUUCCUCUCUGCCUUACUUUACACUGGACAGGUAGGCGAGGGGAAGAUAUCACAGCCUUUGUCUGAAUACUUCGAAAAUCGUGUCGGUCUCCAGUUUGUUCAAAGCGUUCGAUCAGUACAUUCAUCAGCAGAUGGUGGCGUUGUUAUGAAUUCGACGGAAAGGCCACAUCAAGCAAAGGGAAAAGAGCGUCUGCACAUGGAUCCCAAGAAGUUCACCGCCGUGGUGACUACGAGUGCACUUGUCGACAAGGGAAAGCGUAGAAAAAGUAGUCAUCUAGAUCUCAAUGAAAAUAGCAAUGAACGGUUCAUUACGGUGAUACCCACAAGUCUGACCCCAGCGACCCGCUCGCCUCUUGAGAGGAAUCAGACAGUAUUGAAAAAUGCAAACGAGCACAAACCAAAUAAGACGCCCAUUGUCAAACAUCGCCCAACAGUAGACGUGCAUGCAAAAAUAAACGUACUUUUUUGGACGAACUAUUAUGGUGACGUCUUCAAAUGGCAAGAAACCUUCGCAGGAUGUGCCAUUUCCAAGUGUGGCAUCACGACGGAUAAGUCACUAUACAAUACAUCGGACGCUGUUAUAUUUCAUAUGUGGAAAGGUGAUUUCGAAUUGGCACAUCUUCCCAAACACCGCCUCGAAAAUCAACACUGGUUGGUCUUCAGCAGAGAACCACCUACAAGAAUUGCCGAGUUUGUCACUGAGGGCAUUCGGUGGACGUUCAACUUGACCAUUGGCUACAGCAUGGCUUCAGACGUGCCAGUGCCAUACGGUCGGACAGUAGGCCACCGUAACGUCAGCAAGGUCCCUAAACAUGACUUUUCCCAAGGGAGGACCAGGUUGGUCGCGUGGGUCGUGAGCCAUUGCUGGGAUUCGAGUGGUCGGUUUGAAUUCGUCGAGGAGUUAAACAAGUCUGUUACAGUUGAUGUUUUCGGGAGAUGUGGCAAGCCUUGUCCUGGAGAUGAUGGCAAGAGAUCACCAGAGUGUCUUCAUGCUAUAGGAAAACAGUACAAAUUCUACCUCGCCUUAGAGAAUUCAGAUUGCAUUGAUUACGUCACUGAGAAAGUAUGGAAAAAUGCAUACAGGCACAACCUCGUCCCUAUUGUGAGGGGGUCAAUGGUCAAAUUUGGUCGAGUUCUUCCUCCACAUUCAUACAUAAACGCUGAUAACUUCAAAAGUGUGGAAGAACUUGGUAUGUAUCUGACUUAUGUCAAUACGAACAAUCACGUAUAUAACGGCUACUUCUCGUGGAAAGCAGUUUAUUCAGUGUACAGUGGAUCUCCCUUUUGUACGAUGUGUGAAGCUCUCCAUAAAAUGCGCGGGAAGAAAAAGACGGUGGAUUUGAGAAAAUGGAUCGAUGUUGGGUCGCAGUGCAAUAUUGCUCCAAGCAAAGGAAUUCAGCUGAGGAAAUCACGGGGAAAACUGAAAACAGCAAUCUAAUAUGUUAUUCCGU